AUGCCUCCUAAAAAUCGGCAGGAGGAGGAAAAGUCAAAGCUGACUCGUAUUGCUGUCGUGAACGUUGACAGAUGCAAACCGUCUAAGUGCAGUCUGGAAUGUAGCAAAUGCUGCCCAGUUAACCUUCAAGGGAAGCUGUGCAUCGAGGUACAGAAGAAGUCUACGGUUUCUAAAAUCUCCGAAGAGCUUUGCAUCGGCUGCGGACUUUGUGUAAAAAAAUGCCCAUACGGGGCUAUCCAAAUCAUUAAUUUGCCGUCAAACCUCGAAAAAGACACCGUGCACCGAUAUGGCCCGAAUAGCUUUAAGCUUCAUCGUCUGCCUCUUCCUCGCCCAGGGCAGGUCCUGGGUCUGGUAGGAGCAAAUGGUACAGGCAAAUCUACGGCCCUGUCUAUUCUAAAGGGAAAGGUGAAACCAAAUCUUGGUCGCUAUCGCAACGAACCAAGCUGGGAAGAAAUUUUGCGCUAUUUCCGUGGGUCUGAACACCAAGCAUACUUCCAGCGUAUGCUAGAAGAGAAGGUGCGCUUUGUUCUAAAGCCACAAUAUGUGGAUCAAGUCCCCAAGGCAACAAAGGGCAUGGUGGGAGAACUACUCGCUAAAGCUGAUGAGCGAGGUUUGAAGGAACAUUUUAUGAAGGUACUCGAUCUGGAGAAGGUUGCAGAUCGAGGCCUUGAGAAGCUCUCUGGUGGGGAGUUGCAGCGCUUUACAAUCGCCGCUCUUUGCGUCCAAAAUGCUACAGUCUACAUGUUUGAUGAGCCUUCCAGUUAUUUGGAUGUGCGUCAGCGGCUUACUGCGGCUCAGGUUAUCCGCUCUUUGCUGAGAGCAGAUAACUUUGUUGUUGUUGUGGAACACGAUCUUUCGGCUGUUGACUACAUGUCUGAUUUUGUGUGUGUCCUGUACGGUGUUCCUGGCAUUUAUGGCGUUGUCACGAUGCCCUACGGUGUUCGGGAAGGUAUCAAUAUCUUCUUAGAUGGAUUUGUUCCAACAGAGAACUUGCGCUUUCGUGAAGAGAGCCUUACUUUCCGCAUUGCCGACGACUUUGACGAGGUUACGAAGCGCAGCACACAGAACACCUAUCCACAUAUGGUCAAAAACUUGGGAGACUUUACCUUGACAGUGGAGCCGGGUUCGUUCUCUGAUUCUGAAAUCAUUGUGCUGCUUGGUGAAAACGGCUGUGGUAAAACAACAUUUAUUCGUAUGCUGGCUGGUCAACAAAAACCAGACAACGGUGCAGAAGUACCGCAGCUUUCUAUCAGUUAUAAGCCACAGAAAAUUGCACCAAAGUUCCAGGGCUCAGUGAAGGAUCUACUACAGACAAAGAUCUACGAUGCCUUCUGCCACCCUCAGUUCCAAACAGAUGUGCUAAAACCCUUGACUAUUGAGGAGCUUCUUGAUCAAGAGGUGCAAAACCUUUCCGGAGGUCAAUUGCAACGUGUUGGCUUGUGUAUUGCUCUGGGCACACCAGCAAACAUUUAUCUGAUCGAUGAGCCGAGCGCCUACCUGGAUUCUGAUCAACGUAUCAUUGCUGCCCGCGUUAUCAAGAGAUUCAUUAUGCACACGAAACGCACUGCCUUUAUUGUGGAGCACGAUUUCAUUAUGGCAACCUAUUUGGCGGAUCGUGUUAUUGUCUACGAAGGCACGCCUGCAGUAAACUGCCGGGCUAACACACCUUGCCGACUUUUGGAUGGUAUGAAUAAAUUUUUAAAAAGCCUAGACAUCACGUUCCGACGCGACCCCACAAACUUCCGUCCACGAAUCAACAAACUUGACUCUGUCAAGGAUCGUGAACAGAAGAGUUCCGGAAACUUCUUCUACAUGAUGGAGACAACAGCACCACCCGUGAAGAAGCCUGAGGGUGCAGCAGGAGACAGCGAUGAUGAAGGGGAAGAGGAAGUGGAAGACACGAAAACAAAAAAGCCAAAGAAGGGAAAGCACUAA
Trypanosoma grayi is the source of this 1935-nucleotide messenger RNA. Its product is annotated as ribonuclease L inhibitor. The transcript has a single exon. Bases 1 to 1935 code for a protein of 644 amino acids. Gene Ontology annotation, biological process: ribosomal subunit export from nucleus; translational initiation; translational termination. The record is from RefSeq and is a predicted model, not a curated record. Lineage: Eukaryota; Euglenozoa; Kinetoplastea; Trypanosomatida; Trypanosomatidae. Gene Ontology annotation, molecular function: ribosomal small subunit binding; ATP binding; ATP hydrolysis activity.